AGUUUCAGAGAUAAUGGGUCGUCUUAAGGGUAUUCCAGAUAUAAUAAGCCCUGAUCUUCUUCAUGCACUUAGUAGUAUGGGACAUGGAGACUUAUUGGUUUUAGCUGACGCCAACUUUCCGGUCAGUUCUGUUUGUGCUGCUGGUCGGGCGAAAGAGAUUAGAGCUGAUGGACACACUAUCCCGGACCUACUGACCGCUGUCUGCAAGCUCGUUCCCUUGGACACCUACGUUUACGCCCCCGUUAUCCUCAUGGACCUUGUCAACAUGGACAAGAACCAGGGAAUGGAGAAGCCUCCAGUUUGGGAGGUUUAUCAAAGUAUCUUAGACCACUCCGAGGGAACACCAGUAAAAACCAGAUUUCUUGAAAGAAUGGAGUUCUACGAGGAAGCCAAGAGUGCAUAUGCUGUUGUUGCUACUGGAGAGACAGCUCUGUAUGGAAAUAUCAUCAUCAAGAAGGGGAUUAUUCCGCCGGAAGCUUAAUUCAAUCCUAACUUUAUACAAGCCACAUCAUCAGCUCAUCAGCUACAUUCUUAAAAGUACUGUCAACGCAUUUCAAGUGAACCUUCAUUCGAAGAGUUUCAUGCUCGAUUUACAUCGGUACUCUAAAACCUUUGUCUGAGGAACAACGAGGAAGAUAUUGUCGUUUUUCUAAUAGACAAAUCCAUCUUUUUUAAAAUCAGAUGAAGGUUUAAAAGGUAACAUCGUAACUCUGGUAUGAAAUUCUUUACUGGCGGUGAAAUUCAAUGUUUCCAAUUCCAUUUAAUUACUUUAUAUAUUUAUACUUAUCAUCCUAAUUAUUUGCAAAAUUUUAUUUAGAUAUUUUAUGCGUGAAAUGGCAAGUAUGUAUACAAUAAACAUUAACCAUCUUCAGUUCGCCUUUCGAAGAUUUAAAAGUGUACUUUUUAUUCCUUAUUCCACAUUUUCUUUCGGCGUUAUAUUUGUGAUAUUUUGUUUUCAAUUUGUUAUUUCGUUUAAUGGUUGAAACCAAGAUUCAGGAAAAUAAUUGUGAUACAAAGAUUUUAUGGGUUCAAUAAUCAACAUGUUUUUUGAGCAAACAUAUAUUUCUUGUUUUGUUCUUGAUUAUGUAAAAGUGUGAUUUUGACUUUGAAUCCAAGAGCUAUGAAAAUUGCGUAAAAAAAUGUGAUAUUACCAUUCACCAUUCACCAAUGAUCAAAUGAUAUAGGACUUUAAACUUAUUUUGAUGGUCAGUGGAAUAGCUGUUCUUAUCAUUUUGCAAAAAAUUGAAUUAUAUGUGUUUUAAAAUAUAGAAUCGUAGAUUAAAUAUAAUAUUAGAUAGGACAAUAGAUGUCGUCUUUUCAAGAUUUUGGGAUUUUUCGUGAACAACCCUGAGGCAGAAGCCCGAAUGAGUUAGGCGCAGACUGCGUAGAACAGACUCUCUCUGUCUUGUAAUUCUACGCCGACUCCGCACAACUCAUCUGGGCUUCUGUCUCAGGGUUAUUGUGAACGAAAACCCCCUAAAUCUUUAAAGACGACAUCUAGUGUCCUAUCUAUUAUUUUGAUUAAUCUAUGUAUAGAAUUAUUAAUUUUUAUGAUAAAUGUGAUACAACUUUCAAAAUGAUGUUUUCAGGAUUUCAAUCUAACUUUACAUGUUCUCUAUCUGUUUCUGGUGUUUGUUCUUGUGAUGUAAAAAUAAAUUGCGAUUUUAUGUGUUUUUAAAACAAAAUUCAUGCGUCGUUUAUAAAAUGUGAUUCAGCAACAAGUUCAUAGUUUUUUAUUGUAUUUAGAGUAAACCUUUAUUUAUUUGUGAUUUUUUCUUUUGAUAAUCUAUAAAAAAGAUAAGAGUAGGAUUAAUCAUUAUUACCUAAAUACUAAAUGUUAAGAUUAGAAAUGAAACAAUUCCAUCAGCGCUGACAAGGUGUCCAAGAUACUCUACUUCUACCUGAAAUAAAUGAGUUUUAUUUGCAUUUAGUCUAAUGCCCGCCUCCCUAUGGCCAUCGGACACUAAACCUAAUAAAUUUAUCAUUUUA
Eurytemora carolleeae is the source of this 1989-nucleotide messenger RNA. Its product is annotated as fucose mutarotase. NCBI's taxonomy places the organism in Eukaryota, Metazoa, Arthropoda, Copepoda, Calanoida, Temoridae. Gene Ontology annotation, biological process: fucose metabolic process. Gene Ontology annotation, molecular function: fucose binding; racemase and epimerase activity, acting on carbohydrates and derivatives. The record is from RefSeq and is a predicted model, not a curated record. Bases 14 to 481 code for a protein of 155 amino acids. The transcript has 5 exons.